CUUUGAAUGAAGGACUUCCGGGUCAGCAACAAGGAGUUACGUGACGCAGAUCCUGGUAGUGUUGUUCCAGGACAAACAGUGACAAGCGGUAGACGUGCACAGCAUAUGGACCAUUUCAACAAACCAGGAGUCUAAAGUGUCAUUUAGAUCACUUCCAAUAGAAGACACCACGACAAGAGUAUUUUUCCUUCUAACCACAGAAAAUAAGUUAUCUCAUUAAUCAUGGUUGGCAAUCACUAACCAAAAAAAAGUUUAUGGGAGCACAUUCUGCAUUCCAAUUGGUUGACAGGAUUUUAUGAUUUUUGGACAGUGAAAAAGAUUUGAUUGCACAAACACUUUAUUGAAUAACAACAAAGUAAGUGCAGCGAAGCAGUGAAAGUUGGGUGCCUACAUAAAUAUACACCAGCCACAUUAAACAGGACAAAUAAUAGCCAGAGUAUCCUCCUGCUAGGACUGAAGAGGAAAAUCCCAAGUCACAAUGAAUCAUUCCAUGCACAAUAUGUCUGUGACCAUAAACCCACAUGCAGGCCAUGAUAUGGGCAACGCAACAUACAACACAGUAGAUCCACACGCGGGGCACGAUAUGGGAAGCGGUAGUAUCGGAGACCCCCACGCAGGACACAACAUGGGCAGUGAUCUAGGAAUGAACAUGAACCAUGAAAUGAAGAUGUAUUUCCACACAGGAGUCAUGGAGACAAUAUUGUUUUAUCAGUGGCAGACACAUACAGUUGGAGCCAUGGUAGGAUCCUGCAUAGGAAUCUUCAUUCUGGCUGCAUUGUACGAGGGUCUCAAGGUUCUGAGGGAGCAUUUACUGCGUAAACACAAUGUGAUGACCAGAGCACGAUCCUAUAACAGUGCAUAUACUGAUGCUAUGGUCACAGAAACACAUGCAACUGUACAACCACGGAUGUGUAGCAAAGCCCACUUCAUCCAGACCCUCCUCCAUGUUAUUCAGGUGGUUGUAUCCUAUUUCCUAAUGCUGGUAUUCAUGACCUACAACAUAUGGCUGUGUCUAGCAGUAGCAUUAGGAGCUGGGACAGGAUACUUCUUGUUUGGCUGGCGAAAAGCGGUGGUGAUAGACAUAAAUGAACACUGUCAUUAACAACAGCUGAUGGUUAAGUGAUCUUAUGGUGCUAAUAGAAUAAAUCCAAGUGUUCAUUU
Molecule: messenger RNA, 1161 nt
Organism: Lingula anatina
Lineage: Eukaryota; Metazoa; Brachiopoda; Lingulata; Lingulida; Lingulidae
Product: high affinity copper uptake protein 1
Biological process (GO): copper ion transmembrane transport
Cellular component (GO): membrane
Molecular function (GO): copper ion transmembrane transporter activity
Source: RefSeq, a predicted model, not a curated record